Messenger RNA from Musca domestica (house fly), 545 nucleotides. RefSeq lists its product as uncharacterized. Lineage: Eukaryota; Metazoa; Arthropoda; Insecta; Diptera; Muscidae. The transcript has a single exon. The coding region runs from base 198 to 530 and encodes 110 amino acids. The record is from RefSeq and is a predicted model, not a curated record.
UGGCAGUGUUUACAUCUCAGCACGUGUUAGGUUCAUCUCUCCGGCAAUGCCCACAUCUCUCAGUGCUUCAUCAAAUAAUGGAAAAAAUAUAUAAAAGCUAUCUUACUGCCUGUUAGUGCGUGCAGUUGAUUUUCAAUACUCCAUAAAGGAAUACCUGGAAGGAUUUAAAUCACCAUCAAAUAGACUUCAGCUCCACAAUGAAAAUAGUUUGGCUACUUGGAUUUUGUGCAAUAAUUGCACUAGUGGCAGCAUAUCCUUUAGAUGCAGAAACUGAAGGAGACUCUGACGCGAAACCUGUCAAUCUGUUAGAUGUUGCCGAUGUUGGUGUUGAUCACGAAAAUGCUGCAGAACGCAAGGCUCGUCACUGGGGAGGCUAUGGAGGCUGGGGCGGAUAUGGUGGCUAUGGCGGUUGGGGUGGAUAUGGUGGUUGGGGUGGCGGUUAUGGCGGCUGGGGACGCGGAGGUUGGGGUGGAUGGGGCGGCCAUCACCACCACGGUGGCUGGGGAGGUUAUGGAGGUUGGUGGAAGUAAAUUUGUUAUGAUGUA